AUGGGGAACCUGGGGAACGAGAUGGGGGAUCGUCGGAGAGUCUCGGUGGUCCAGGACGACGAGGGGAGGUCCUGGUACGACCAGCGGAAGGACCUACCCCAGCGGCCCACCCGUCGCGGCGUCAGCAGGGCCCGAUCCGACCAGGGCUCGGAGCACUCUCGCCGCGGGAGCCUGGACACCCCGAAGAGCCGCAUCCCGACCCUGGAGGAGCAGAUGGAGACGAGCAAGCUGGUUCUCCAGCUGGUAACCGACUCGAAAUUCACGAUGACCCAGGUGAACGGUCAGCGGAAGCUGGGACCACCUCCAGGUUGGACGGGACCACCUCCUGGACCGGACUGCGAGGUCUUCGUCGGUAAGAUCCCGAGGACCCUCUACGAGCACGAGAUCUACCCCAUCUUCCAGGCUGUCGGCGACAUCUACGAGAUCAGACUGAUGAUGGACUUCUCCGGGGCGAACCGAGGGUACUGCUUCGUGAUGUUCUCCAACCGGGAGCACGCCAAGAGGGCGAUUCGGGAGCUGGACAACUUCGAGAUCAGACCCGGGCGCAGGAUCGGCGUCGUGGCCAGCAUCAACAAUUGUCGCCUCUGCCUGGGACAGCUUCCUGGCAACGUCGAGACCGAGACCGUUGUCAAGGAGGUCUACUCCAUCACGGACGAGGUCGCCAAGGUGGCGGUCUACCGGAACUCCAAUGGCCAGGCCAGAUACGCAUUGAUUUCCUAUAGGACCCAUAGAGGAGCCGCCAUGGCCAGGAGGAGAUUGGUCCCCGACAGGGGGUGCCUUAUCAAGGGUGCCGAGGUCAGCAUCGACUGGGCACAUCCUGACAUGAUGCCGAUCAAUGUGGUAAGUUAA
Molecule: messenger RNA, 849 nt
Organism: Orussus abietinus
Lineage: Eukaryota; Metazoa; Arthropoda; Insecta; Hymenoptera; Orussidae
Product: RNA-binding protein 47-like
Exons: 3
Coding region: 1-849 (282 amino acids)
Cellular component (GO): nucleus
Molecular function (GO): mRNA binding
Source: RefSeq, a predicted model, not a curated record